This is a messenger RNA of Penicillium waksmanii, 2517 nucleotides long. Its product is annotated as GH92 family glycosyl hydrolase. Gene Ontology annotation, biological process: glycoprotein catabolic process; protein deglycosylation; protein quality control for misfolded or incompletely synthesized proteins. NCBI's taxonomy places the organism in Eukaryota, Fungi, Ascomycota, Eurotiomycetes, Eurotiales, Aspergillaceae. Gene Ontology annotation, cellular component: nucleus; cytosol. Bases 1 to 2517 code for a protein of 838 amino acids. The record is from RefSeq and is a predicted model, not a curated record. The transcript is spliced from 2 exons. Gene Ontology annotation, molecular function: carbohydrate binding; peptide-N4-(N-acetyl-beta-glucosaminyl)asparagine amidase activity.
AUGGUCGUCCUCCUGCCCUUACUCUCAUUGCUGGGCAGUGUCGCAGCCCAACCGAUCGACCAGGAAAAACCUAACUACCACGACAAUGCUGGAGUCCUGAAAUACGUCAAUCCCAUGAUCGGCACCUAUGGAACAACCCCCAAUGGCAACGGAGGCAUGAUUCCGUCGAUAUCAACACCAUUCGGCAUGACGCGCUGGACGCCGCAAACGCGCGAGAAUUUCAUCUCGCAGGUCCCCUACGGCGCGAGUGAUCGUCUCAUGCAUGGCUUCCAGGCCACUCACCAGCCUGCCAUCUGGAUGGGUGAGUCUGGCCAAGUGGUGAUUACCCCGGGAAUGGGUGAUGUGCAGCCUUUAUUCCAGAACCGAGGACUUGCUUUCCGGAAAAGUGAUGAGCGGAGCACUCCGUAUGUCUAUGAGGUGCUUCUAGACGCGACCCAAUUGAUGAAUCGCGACUGGAAUGCCACGGCUGAAGCGGCAGGUGAUGGGCCUGAUCCUGGCGGUGCUGGCGCAGUGCCAAGUGAUGUACAGGAAGGGAGCAAUGGCAGGGUACGAAAGCGCCACGAGGAGCAGAAUACUUUGGACAGCAGAAAUGAACAAGCGGCGGAGCACCAGCGAUCAAUUCAGGUUGCUUUAUCCGCGAAGUCUCAUGCCAGCCAUCUUCGAUUCGACUUUCAAACAGAUAAAAAGACACCGGAUGACGAGCGAGUCUCGCCCUGGGUUUUCGUUCAAGUUUCUCGCAGAAAUUGGACCGGAGAAGUGCAUAUCGAUGCCAACCGAAGAGAAAUCUAUGGGUAUAACACAGAGCGUCAAGACUAUCUACUGGGACCCGAUCACGCCCCGUCGUUCAAAGGAUAUUUCGUUUCCCAAUUCUCAGAGCCCUUUGUCGCGCAAGGCGUCACGAACGGAAACGAAACCGAGGGCGCUCUGGAAAGAACUGGCAAUUUCACCGGCGCAUACGUCAAAUUCCAGAAAGAUACUACUCGAGUGGAAGUUCGGACUGGUGUUUCCUUUGUUAGCAUCGAGCAGGCGCGAAGGAACCUUGAAAUCGAGACUCCGACCAGUUCAACGAUCGAGGACACUGUGAAGGACGUGAAGCAAGCUUGGCUCGAAAAGCUUGGGCGUGUAUCGAUUGAGGGAGUCAACAAGACUGAUCCAGAUCAAAACCCUCGCACAAUUUGGUAUACAGGGCUGUUCCAUUCUCUCCAGUAUCCGAGUGAUUAUUCAGAACCGCUUUCCGAUGCCGAUAACUCUUCGCGAAUUUUCUACUCCGGAUACACCGAUAGUGUACACACAAGCGACGACUCAUACUACCAGUCAUGGUCGAUCUGGGACACUUACCGGGCCGAGCACUCCGUUUUGACACUAUUUGCACCCGAGAGAGUGAACAGCAUGAUGCGAUCUCUGCUUCGCAUCUUCGACUGGUCAGGCUGGCUGCCCAUGUGGGCUAAUGUCGUUGAGACGAACAUUAUGAUCGCAACCAAUGCCGAUGCAGUGCUCGCCAACGCGCUCGAGCGAGGCUUCCGCGACUUCAACGUCUCCAAAGCAUGGGAGGCUGUGAAGAAAGAUGCCUACACCCCACCCGAUCAUGAUACCGAGCUCCUGUAUUACGACCGCGAGCCUUUUACCCCUGUCGAGGCUCGCGCUGGCCUGACCGCGUAUAUGAAGCAAGGAUGGGUGUCGAACGAUGGGUGGUCCGAAGCCGGAAGUCGCACGUUGGAUUAUUCCUUCGAUGAUUUCGCAUGCUCAGUUGUUGCUCAGCAUGCAGGCGUUGAGCAGACCGCAAUUGAUGCCUUACGCACCCGCAGUGGUAACUACAAGCAUAUUUGGAACAACGAGACGCAGUUCAUGCAGGCUCGCAAUGCGAACGGUAGUUGGGCCAAUAACACUUGGGGCUGGACAGAAGGGGAUGACUGGGUCUACACAUUCGACGUCAUGCAUGAUGUGCAGGGUUUAGCCGAACUCUUUGGUGGGCCCAAAGCCAUGGCCAAGAAGAUGGAUACAUACUUCCAAGGCGGGCACAAUGAUCAAACAAACGAGCCUAGCCACCACGUUCCCUACCUUUACUCCAUGCUCGGCUACCCCGAAAAAGCCGCUGACACCAUUCGCGAAAUUGCCUGGUCAAAUUACAAUGCCACUAGCGGGGGCCUUGGCGGGAAUGAAGAUUUGGGUCAGAUGAGUGCCUGGUAUCUGUUUACUGCGCUCGGCUUCUACCCCGUCAAUCCUGCUAGCGACGAGUAUGUUAUCGGUACCCCAUUUUUCGAGAAGGUAUCGAUCCGCCUACCAACCGGUGCCGCAAAUGGAGGUAGGGAAACCAAGCAACUGGAGCACGUUCUGGUCAUCAGCGCGCCCGGAGCCCCCAGCCAGCCAUAUAUCAGAAGCCUCAAGAUCGAUGGGAAGCACAUUGCCUCGCCUAUUAUCAAACACAGUGAUAUUGUCGGCGCGACCCGAAUCGACUUUGAGAUGAGCGGGGACCCAACAACCUGGGGCACACGCCCUGCCUGGUCAAACAGAGGAUGA